Molecule: messenger RNA, 2127 nt
Organism: Camelina sativa (false flax)
Lineage: Eukaryota; Viridiplantae; Streptophyta; Magnoliopsida; Brassicales; Brassicaceae
Source: RefSeq, a predicted model, not a curated record
CCUCUAAACAAACCAAAAACUCUAAUUUUUUUAAAUCGAUUUUGUUGAUUUUUUAAAAGGUUUUGCUUGUUUAAGACUUGUGAAUAGAUCUGAGCGUUAGUUUUUUUUUUGGGGGGAAAAAUAAAAAAUGGACGGUUGUGAUUUAAUAUUUGACCGGGUUUAGCAAAAAGUCAUUGCAAACGUCAGAUCGAAACCGUUCCGGUGAACUGAAACAAAAGCAUGAAAAUGUCUUAAGAUUCGCUGAUGCUGCUGCUUGCUUCGACACUCUCUGUUUCACUUUCAGAUGGAGAAUUUACUUAAUGACUAUUUUACCCUUAACUAAUCAUACGGUCUAACGAGAAUUUUUCAGGGUCUUAUCGUCAUUUUAGUAUUUCUUUUUGUGUUUUUCUUUGGUCAUUUACAAAACCUUUUGCUUUAUGUGAUUUUUUUUUAACUUUAGGACACGUCUGUUUCACGAAACUGCUGUUUGGUAAUGGGUUGGAUUCCUUUUCCUUAUUACAACGAUCGAGGGAGACUUUUUUUUUUCUCUCUCUUCUUGCCCACAUGGAUUUUUUUCCUUUUCAGACUGACGCUUUCUCUGAAAUUCCAAUUUUGCUUUUCUUUCUUGUAUCAUACAAAUUUUCUCGAAAAACUUUUCCUUUAUUUGCUUACAUUAACACUUACACUAAUAAAGUACAAUCCAUUUUGUUACAUUGACAUCAAAAUAAGACCCACUAGUAUGUACAUAAUACUAGAAAAUAGACUAAAAUACAGAUUUUUGGAUUCUUGACUCGUGUGAUCAAAUAGUUUCCAUGAGUGUUGGUUAAAUAUUUUAUAAUUAAUUGUGCUAAUUCUUGUUUUAACCAGUCAAUGGUGAGACUGGGGAAAUGAUUUCUCUUUUGCCAACAUGUAAUGAUGAUGUUUUGAUUUUGCUUGUGUGGGGAUAAAAAUAAAUUGGAAUUAUUUCAUUGUUUGACCAUUAAAUGCCAAAAACAAUCAUUGUUUUUUUUUUUACCUUUUUUUUUUGUUACUUUAGUUGCAUUUGGAUUUUCAAUAAUCAAUUAUAUUGUCAUCUUGUUCGUUGCUCACCAGCUUUUUUGCAUUUCGUAAAAAUGGCAAAAGAAUAAAAGAAACAUUUUUAAUCUCUUUUAUUGACAAAAAGAAAAACUCUCUUUUACUUAGUUAGAUAUUCUCGAUCCAUUAGUAAAGAUUGUUCGAAGACCACUUAUAUAGCACCAAAGAAAAAAAAUCAUUGUUCUCUACGCUUUUUCUUGCUUAGGGAUGCAAACCAAUGGAUCGAAUGGAACUCAUGAAUGGUUCUACUUCAGCUAGUCCAUGUUCAUCGUAUCAACAUAGUCCUCGUGCUUCUUACAAUCCAAGCCCUUCAUCUUCAUCAUUCCCGAGUCCUACUAACCCAUUUGGUGAUGCUAACUCGCUAAUCCCCUGGCUCAAGAACCUCUCUUCAAACUCACCUUCCAAGCUUCCAUUCUUCCAUGGAAACUCGAUAAGCGCUCCUGUGACUCCGCCAUUGGCUCGAAGCCCUACUCGUGAUCAAGUAACCAUCCCUGACUCUGGAUGGCUCUCUGGAAUGCAAACACCACAGAGCGGACCCUCUUCUCCUACGUUCAGCUUAGUUUCAAGAAACCCGUUUUUCGACAAAGAGGCUUUUAAAAUGGGAGACUGUAAUUCACCAAUGUGGACUCCUGGACAAAGUGGAAACUGCUCUCCAGCUAUUCCUGCUGGUGUUGAUCAGAACUCUGAUGUGCCAAUGGCUGAUGGAAUGGCGGCUGAGUUUGCGUUUGGUUGUAACGCAACCACUGUGAUUGGAAUGGUGAAGCCUUGGGAAGGUGAAAGGAUACAUGGAGAAUGUGUUUCAGAUGAUUUAGAACUUACACUUGGAAACUCAAGAACCAGAUGAUGAUUUCAGAGAACAAUCAAUGUCGUUUACUAUUAUCAUCAACCAAACUCUCUUAUCAUAUUAGUUCUCUUUUUUUUAAUUGGUCUGUUUUUUUUUUAAGUGUGAUGUUGAAAGGUGACUGAGAGGGAAAAAAAAGAGAGAUAAGAAAAAAAAAAGAAAAAGGACAUUUUGAGCUCUGUUUUUACUCUUUUUUUGGUUGGCUUUUUGACUAAAGUUGUAGUUAGAAUCUA